ACAUACAUUAGUUAUUGAAUUUAGUUAGUCACACUCCGAUAUUAAACGCAAGGAUCAUGUACAAUCCGGGAUAUCAAGUGGAUGUCAUCGAUCCGUACUAUCCACCGCCGGUGGAGGUUAUUGAAGUAGUACGCCAACCGGCCUAUCCACAGCCCGCCGUUGUCGUCGCCCAGCCUCAAACAAUCUACGUGGAGGAAAAUAAUGGUCCUACGAGAGAACAAAUGGAUUGCUGCCUUAUGCUGGGCGCCUGCUGUGUCAUGGAAGAGUGCGGCCUGUGCGUUAUAUCAUAAUCAAGAGUUAUGCUUGUUUAGAAAACAUGUGCAGCAAUUAAGUGUGUUUAAGAAAUUCUUAUUUAAAUAAAUAUAGUUGAAAAUUUAAGUGCUGGAUUAUGCCAUUAAUAAGCCCAUAUGUUAUUUCUCAAGUGCAAUUCCUGGAUACAACUUAUAUUAAUUUCUUUAAAUCUUGA
Drosophila novamexicana is the source of this 466-nucleotide messenger RNA. RefSeq lists its product as uncharacterized. The transcript has a single exon. NCBI's taxonomy places the organism in Eukaryota, Metazoa, Arthropoda, Insecta, Diptera, Drosophilidae. The coding region runs from base 57 to 290 and encodes 77 amino acids. The record is from RefSeq and is a predicted model, not a curated record.